UAUGUAAUUUCUGAUGUCGGACCAGAGAGCCGUAUGUGAUCUGCUUUCUUGCGUUUUCAUUAGGGUAUUUUAUGACUUACUGAUGCAUGGGGACAAGUAGGCAUCCAACAGCUUAAAUGGGACUGCAGCCGUUAGAGUUCGCGGACUGUCUUACUGACAGUCCUCUUUUCCGCACCAAACUUCAGGAACAUGAGCGCGAGCUAGAGCGGACAAGUAAAGCGAUCAAAACUCUAAUUCAUCAUGGGAAGCAAGUGUUUGAAGCAGCAAAACAGCUUUCCAAGGCACAGAAGACAUUUGCUAAAGAUUUGCGAGAGUUUAAUUUUGAGUGCAUUGACCAGCAGACAGAUGAUGAAAUAACUAUUGCCAAGUCACUUAUAGAGUUCAGCAAAUACAUUAAUGAAAUUGAAGAUCUACGAGAAAAAAUGAUCGAAACAUCAGAGGAGCAGUUUGUGAGGCGAUUAGAAUUGUUCCGGAAAGACAAUUUGGGAGCCGCUAAGGAGGAGAAAAAGAACUUUGACAAGCAAACAGCUAAGUUUUGCCAAUCUCAGGAACGAUACCUCAACAUGAAGACCCGGGCUAAUGAUACGCAGCUAAAAGAGGCAGAUGCACAGGUUGAGAUGGAGAAAAGAGGUUUCUAUCAGGCUUCAAUGAAAUAUGUACUGAAACUACAAGAAGUUCAGGAGAAGAAGAAAUUUGAAUUUGUGGAAAUUCUGUUAGGCUAUAUGCUGGGAUGGCUGUCAUUCUACCAUGAAGGUUAUGAAGGGUUUGAAGACUUCAAGCAAUAUGAUCGGUAUCUGCGUCUUCUGCUUCAGAAGACAAGGGAAAGCUUUGAAUGUACCAGAGAACAAGCUGAGCGUCUUAUGAGCAAAAUGUUGGAGGCUCGUGGAGCGAAACCUAUGGACCAGUCUGCAACAUUACGAGGAUUCACCCGAGAGGGUUACCUUUACCUAUUAGAAAAAAGACCGCUGGGAACCACAUGGACCAAAUACUAUUGUCAGUAUAAAAAAGACUCCAAGGAUUUUUUUAUGAUACUCUUCAACCAGACAGGAGGUAAAAUGAGUGAACCAGAGCAACUUACACUGGAGUCUUGUGUCAGGAGAGCUGCAGAUUCUAUAGAGCGAAGAUUCUGCUUUGACAUCACUGUGAAAGAAAGGCAAGGUACCCUGACAUUCCAAGCAUUAUCAGAUGAAGAUCGCAGACUAUGGCUUGAUGCCAUGGAUGGCAAGGAACCGAUCUACCACCCAACCAAAGUCAAGUCAGAAGACACAUUACUGGAUGAAGUAGGUUUCAACUUCAUGAGAAAGGGAAUUGCUGCAAUAGAAGCACGAGGUUUGCAAGAACAGGGUCUAUACCGAGUGGUUGGUGUGAACUCCAAGGUAACCAGUCUACUCAAAUUAGCACUAGAUCCAAAGAAGGCUGACAAGGUGAACUAUGAUGAUCCCACAGUGUGGGAAACAAAAACUAUCACUAGUGCAAUCAAGAAUUAUCUUAGAUCCCUGUCAGAGCCUCUGAUGACCUUUAAACUUCACGAUCAGUUCAUUAAAGCUGCAAGUGAGUUUUCCAGAAGUGGAGGGGUGGCAGAAAUGAGUGAGGAGAAUAAGAUGACUGUUGCCAACCUGGGUGUUUGCUUUGGCCCAUCGCUCAUGCGCGCUGAAGAGGAGACAGUGGCGGCAAUUAUGGACAUAAAAUUCUGCAAUAUUGUUGUGGAGAUUCUCAUCACUAAUUAUGAGAAGAUUUUCAAGUCACCCCCAGAAGAGGCAGACCUUGUUGAUGCCAAGGUUAACAUGAGCACCAGCCAGAACAUGGAGUCUUCAUUCUCAUCAUCAGUGGGUCGACCACGUGUUCUGGGCAAUCACAUGACUUCCUCUCAAGAGCAAAACUCUUCAGGGGGUGUGGCCAGUGAGAGGACACAGCAGAGGACUCCACCGACACGCAUCUAUGCAAACCAGGCACCUGUGCACCCAUCUCGCAUUCGACCACGUCCUAUACAGAUGUACCCUGCCAAUGCAGGUUUUGAUGCUAUGGGCAGUAUCAGUAGCAGUACAGAGUCGCUAAACUCCUCAUCCUCUAAACCUGGAGGCUUCUCACCACGCACUGUUCCCUCCACACCAUCAUCUGUUUCUUCAGGUGGAGGAGCUGUGGGUACUCCUGACAGAUCACGGCGACCAUCCCAUGAAACACCUGCCUAUGGAAAUAUUGCAUCACUAGCCAAUCGCUUUAACCUAAGUAUAGCAGGAGCGGAUUCCCCAGCCUUUGGCAGCGUGAAGAAGCGCAGCUCUAACGACUUCGCCCUGUCUGGGACCAGCAUCAACUCCUCAAUGCACAGCAGUCUGACAGGGAGCCAUGCCAGUCUCUCCAGUUCUACAGUCAAGGCACCUCGAAGAACCGUGAUAACACGUUAUCCAUGUAAGGCUGAGCAUGAGUCAGAGCUGUCCUUUGAGGCCAAUCAGAUGAUACAUAAUGUGAGGCAAUCUCGGGAACCAGGCUGGCUAGAAGGGGAGCUGGAAGGAAGAUUUGGGCUCAUUCCAGAGAAUUAUGUGGAAUUUGUUGACUCCUAGCCAAGUAUCAACACUUUGGCUCUUUCUGUGCGUGCAGCAUAAUCAUGCUCAAUGAGCUGGUGGCCAGGGGACAGAAUGAGAGACGAGAUACACCAUUAGCAAAACCACUUUCUUCAUCCCCAGCACUUUGUGCACGUGGUGCUGUUCCCUCUAAACUGGAAAGGAUAUCAACGCCUCCUGUAUUUAGGCUAUGGCUAAGCUGAGGGGACUGAUGUCACCAAAACUCUGGGCAUUUGGUGCUUGGUUGCCAGUAGAUGUCGCUGCAAUAUGCCUGGCACAAGUUUUGAGCCAUUGUGAUCCAAGUGUGUAAAACUAGAACUUCUGUCUUUUGAGGAUCAACAGGCUUUGGACUCGUAAUAGGACAAGAUUUUGAAUGUCAGGAGGCGGGAAAAAGAUACAGGAAGAUAAAGCAGAGGCAUGGCAUUUUUGUUUGCCAUUUUUUUAUUUUGCUGUUUUGAGUGGCUCAACAGAGAAUUAUAUUUUUGAGGGAAUGACUGGAUGAUAAGAAAAGUGUAAAUUUUAAAAUAUGGGAAAAAGAUAUUUACAUUAUAGUACAAGAAUGUACUAAGAAUGCAUAGUGUUGAAACAAGGAUUGUGAUGGCAGGGAAUCCAUCUUUGGAUAAACUGCUUCUGGUUCUUAUGGGUCGUAGUUAGGUGAGUUUUUAAAAAAAAAUUAUUUACUAAGGGUUUUUUGUUGUUGCUGUUUGUUUGUAGACAAAUAUAAGAGUAAGUCAUUGAACAACUUCUGUCAGUGAAAAUAAUACUGUUGCUAUUAUGGUUAGUGUGUUGGCAUGUCGGCUUCUUAUGUAAGUGUUGCCGUAUCAUGUUGGUGUCAGAUGGGAAGGAAUGUUUUAUGCAUACUGCUUGCUAUCCAGAAACAUCAUUUUGUUGCCACAUAAAAGAAUUUGUAUCUAGUUGUAUCCUCAUUUUUUAGCAGCACUGUGUUGCCAGAUUUUAUUGGUAACCCUAGUGAAGGUGGUCUAUGAAGAUUUUCUGGAAAUGGUUGGCAGUUUGGUACUAAGUUUAAUGGUGAGAGGUCACUUUGGUCAUCUGGUAAACCAUUUUAUUAGGCUCAUGAUGAAAUAGGAUGGUGACUAAACUUCAGUCAUAUGCUUGCUAGUUGCCUCAUUGAGUGUGCUUUUAGAUGUUUCUGUAAGUGUUAAGUUUUAUUGCCAGGUCACAUAAAGCAUUAACAAAUUUUAAGUAGGGAUGGAGAAGACACCUGAAAGAAUAAAGUAUUUGCAGGCUCUUUAAGUAGAUAGGCUGUUAUCUUUCAUUUAUCAUUGUUGAUCUGCGCAGAGAGUGAGAUUGUGAUGGUUCCCAUUAUUAUUAUUUUGCCAGGUUGUGGUGAAUGGAGAUGACUUUAUGUCAGGUGUGUAUGUUAGGAAGACAUGCUCCUAGGAGUUUGAUCAGUUUGGUAGGAUAUUUUAUCCCAGACAGUGAAAGUUAUCCAUUUUGUGUUAAAAGGCUUAACUGAGUGCAACAUUAUUUUCAAAUGAGUGGGUUUACUUAAUUGAAAAAUACUCUUGUAAAAUUUGAGUGAAAACUUUUGUUGGGUAUGCGUUGGGAUUUACCACUCCUAAAAUUGUUUUAAUAACAUUUUUAUUUGUAGAUUUCCUUUCUGUCUUAGAUAUUUACCUGUUCACAGGUACCUUUUAAAUCAUUUUAUUCAUCACCUUUCCAAAAUGAACUGCCACAGUCUGCCUAGUCAUUUUUGUUGGAGUGGUUUGCCCAUCACACCUUGAGAUUUAAGCAUACCUCUACAGGCAUGUACUCAUCUGUAGCCAAUUAUAUGCUUCUUAAUGUGAUGGUGACUUUACUACCUUUCUGUAUUAUGUCCUUUUGUCAGCAUAAUUUUGACUCCAUAGCAUUUGGAUUACAUAUUUGUUUUCCCAUUCCCUCUUUGGUCUAUAAAAAUAUCCACUCAAAUAUUUUUUAGGAGCUAACCCAUUGGAAAUGUUUGACAAAAAAUUGACAUCAGUGUUUGGCAGGAACUGGCUAAAAGCUGUGCAUGUGUGUAAUUGCAGGAGAUUUUACUCACAUGAUGAAACAGAGGCAGUGCAAAAGUUUUUGUCAACAUUUCAGUGAAUUAGCCAGCAGACAGAUGCAAUAGGAUAGGAAAAAACGCAUCAAAAACCACAUGGUUGAAGCAGAGGUAGAAUGGAUAAAGUGGGAAUGGGCUAACACUAAUGGGCAUUCAAGCAGAGCAGCUCAAGUAUCAAAACUGUACUUUUGCCAUUUAAGCAGCUUAGGCAACAGCUGCAAAUCUGGGUGGCAUCAGUCAGAGAUUAUUUAGCCAUGAACAUUUCGAAGUAUGUCACUUUUAUGAUGGUCUGUCUUUGUCAGAAUCUCACUUAAUCUAGCCAGUAGCCAAUGGAAGUGACCAUAUCAAGUGCUCACCAUCAUCCAGGCAUUUCAAUGCCUUUUACUUGGUGGGCUGUACAGCCUAAAAGGCUAAUGAUGGAACGGUUUCCAACAUCAAGUUGUAACAAUCGUCAUCACUUGAUUCCAGUAAGAUGGGGGGAGAGGGUGCUUUGCCUUUGGGAGGAGUGUGGAAAAUAGUUUCUAAGUUUGAUAUUUUUGAAAAUUAUUUUUUAACAUGUCAUUUGUGGGGCACAUUGAUGUUCAGUACUGGUUUAUUGCCUUCCAUAUUUUCAUAUAAUCAGAAAUUAUAAAAUUUUGUUUGUGUACUUCUCUCUCUUUUGCUCUUUUCCUGCUGUAUGCUUCAUGUCCUUGCACUCUGGUAUGUUCAUAUACUGUGUACAAUGAGAAAAACCAAACCACACUGUACUUUAGGCAUUGAGAAUUUAAGAUUAAGCCUUGUUUGCUAGAUUUUAUAAAUUUAUAUUUUAUAUUUGACAUUUUUACAUGUCACGUUAUAUACAUAGGUUUUAAAUUUUGUGCCUGUCAGUUGUGUAAUAAAUUGUAUAUUUUUAUCAUGCACGUUUUGAAAAAAAUAUGGGGCUAGUUAAAGCAGUACUGCAGCACGAGGGAUAGUGAAAUAGAGACAGAAUCAGUGCAAGGCUUCAAGUUGUAGAGAACUCUUGAUAACACAUGCCACACACAAGAUGGAUUUCGGGCCCUGUCCUGGAGCAACAUAGAAAAUAGUGGAAGUGAUGAUUAGAGAAGUAGGAAGAAAAGAGACUGACCUUUGAAGAGAAGGCAGGAAAAUAGAGCGUAAUAAUAAUCACCGCUAUUGUCGUCAUCUGUAGCACAUUUCAUUCUUGUGAGGAUGUGCAGUAUGUCUAAUCCCAGUAACAGACAACAGGAUGAAAUCAAAAUAUGAAGUAGAUGUAAAAUAGAGACAAUUUAAAAUCAGAGAAAACGACAAGCUGGGCAAGUCACACCACAUAGUAAUGUACAACAAUAUGCAAGAAAUUAUGAUGGAGAAGAGCAAGAAGAUUGUAAGAAAAUUGUAUCCAGUCUUGAAAACUGUUGAAUGGCUUUGUUAACAGUGCAGGCACAACUCUCUCUCAGCUAUCUGAUAGUUUCUCAAGUUAGUACGUGCCCUAAGAGUGCUUUGGGUGCAGAUCUUUCAUUAUUGAUACUGAUGACAUCAUUGUUGUCUUUGUUGACAAGUAAAUCAUAAAGGUAGGGACAGUUUGAUGCUGUCUUCAGAGGCAACAGAGCCUCACAAGUUUGGUGAAAUUAUCUACAUGUGUUGGUUUCUUAUGCCGCUAAUGUUGGCCACUUUCAGGAUUUAAAACUUUUGGUAGGUUGCUACAGUUAUGCAGCACAUUGUUGUGGAACACGUGGAGUGUAGGAUACUGCAUAUGUGAAAAUGUUUUAGGACAUUGUUAAAGAUAUAGACUCUGUCAGAACUUCUGAAAUAUAUCAGGGCACUUGAAAGGCAUAAAACUGUGAUCUAAAUGACAAAGUGUUGUAGAAGACUUUAGAGUUCAGUAAUGUAAGGGCAAUUCUACAUCUUUGUGUUGUAGAGUGGUGGCUUAACUAUAAUUCCCUUUUCAUACAUCAAGUACACUUUGUCUUACAUUUUUAUGUGUUUAAAUGCACCACUUUUAAAGAGUUAAAAUGAGCGUGGUUCAAGUAUUGGUUCAAUUCAGAAAUGGUUAUCCUCUGUGUGUGUGAGAGAGAGAGAUGCUUUAAUUGCUGGCUUUUUUUCUGAAGUUCAGCUAUGUGAACAUUCUUUUACUCCAGUUACUUUGUCAACACUUACCUACAGCAGUUCUGUUCAUGUGAUAAUAGAAGCUCCCAAAAUCUUAGUGAAAACAAUUCUGAAGUAGUGCUUUGAGUAGCCAGAACUCGAUUGUUGAAGGUGGCAUAAUAUUUUGUAUUAUUUUAUGCAUCUGUAUGUAAUUUGUUGUUCCAAAUAACACGACAAAAUACAUGAUGAUAUGUUUAGGUGUUUCUGAGUAGAAAGGCUGAAAUCAAUAAGAACUAUAUUUUGGUCAUUUCAAAAGUACUUUUCUGAAACUUAGUUCACUGAAGUCCAGUGGGUUCUAAACACAAGUCAUUGCUUGUCUUAUUAGUCACACAUGAUCAUAGCAGAGAUUUACAAGGAAAUGACAAAUAUUAAAGUUAUCUACAGCAAGAAAACAAGUGUUUAUUAUGAUACUAUCUAAAAUAUGUCAAAAUUGUCUAAUAUUGCAGUAAUUGUAAGAAAGAUUAGUCUGAUUUGCCUGUUACCAUCUCAUAGGUGGAAGACAUUGGAUAACUUUCUUCUAUUUAGCAUACCCCUACAAAUGCCAUCAAACAGAAUUUCUCCUGAUUGUCUGCAUCCUGAUGGGAGAAAGUUUUAAUCAUUCUGAAAUUCUUUAGCCUUUAACACUUGCACGUAUGGUAGUGGAAACUGGCAUUGACCAUCUUCUGAUUAUUAGGUGGUAUAUAGUGUCUUUCAACUUUCAUGCCCCAUCCCCUAACCCCCUGCUAAAUUAAUUUCAGACCUUCAGAAAGCCAACUGUGGAAUGUUUUGUGUUUAAAAAAAAAGUUUUAUCGAAUAUUCUAGCUUGUGAUGUAUUUAAAGCUGUUGUUACUUGCUGCCUAACUAGAUUGCAGCAUUUUUCAAAACCCUGUGACUUGUUGCCUGGAAACAUUUCAGUGACUUUCUGUUACACCUUGUCAGUAAUUUUGAGAAAUGAAAAUGCAUCUUUUUUUCCUUUACAAGUGUUGUUCUUAUAAAGAUGUGUGAGUCUGACAUAAUAUAGUACAUAAAAUUGCAUUUUUGAGAUAAGUAAAACUUACCGCCAUUAGAAAUUUGUUUAGUGCUGACUACUGGCCUUUAACAAACAGGGGAGAGAGUAUUUGUAUAAACAUAUGCAAGGGUACGUGUACCUUUGUAUGCUAAGUGAAUAGCCAGUAUAUUUCUAGCAUGUAUAAUUCAUACUAAGAAAAAAAAUAAUGCCAGUUUUCAAGGCAGACUUUAGUUGAAACUAAAGAUAUUCUAGUUUGUAUUAUGUAUAAUAUGGUUGCAGCAAAAACUACUGCAGGGUUGUGUAUAGGUAUGACGCUGAUCGGUGCAUGAAUAAAUGUAAAAAGAUAUAAUAACCAAGCUACCCAUGUUAGACGGCAUUCAUUCUAAUGUUCUUAGUUGCAGUUGUUUUCAGAUGAAGAGGGUUGUGUAUGCAUGUGUGUAAGAGAGAGAGCAAUGUGACACAUUGUUACACAAUGAUGUUACGUCACCCAUUAUAAUUGUUGUCAAGCUGUUUAUUGAAUAUUUGAAGUCUGUACAUAUUUUGAUUUGUCUUGCUAUCAUUAGAAGACUAAAAGCUGUUGUGUCCAUUCCACAAUUGUGUGUGUGUAUAUAGCGAGAGAUGUGUGUAAAGUACAGAAAAUUUUUACCAUAUCAGAGAUUUUUUUUAUUGAUUUGUAUAUGGGCAGAGUACAUUUUUUGAUCAUCUAUGAAGUCUGUAAAGUGUGAGUGAUCUCAAUUGCUUUAUUGUUUUUUACCUUUUCUUUUCUUGCGCACAUUUGCUCACUUCCCCCUCUCUCUCACACAUGCACUUGCACACACCAUUUCCUCCUACACAGUGACCAAGAGAGGUAGCUGAAGUCUGGAAUGGCAGCAGCAGUAUGAUGCAGCUUUUGAAAUCAGUUCUUUUGUGUUGUGUCAGUGGUGGUGUACUGGGUAAAGCUGUCAGUCAGUUUUUGUGUAAUUGAAACAAACUGCCCUCUCCAGAUCCCAUUUUGUAAGUAACAGGUCUCUCAUAGGUAGUCAAUAGAUGCAGUUUCCUGUAGGUACUUGGAUAAACUGCUUUGAAUAUGGGUUAACUAAUAGCUUAUGGUGAAAUUAUUUUGUAAUUAAUAUGCCAAUAUUGCAGUUUCAGCCUUGUAGAUUGUUAUUUUCUUCUUUACUUUGAAAAAGUUUACUCCUCGUAUAUUUGCAUGCGUACAUUACAUUACAUUAUUUUCUGAGUGGUGUACAUCUGUACACCUGUGAGCAGGCUCUACUGUAUUGGUGGACAGCAGGCCAAAAAAGAAACUUGUCUAUACAGUACGACUAGUUAAUAUGUAACGUAAGAUGUGGUGAUAGUUGGAACUACCAGCAUCAUUAAUACAUGAUGUGGGAAGGUGACUGAUGGUACAGACAGCAUCAUGACCGAUGAUGUGGUAAGAUGAUUGACAGUGCAGAAACACUGUGGUGAUGACAGGCACUGCACACAACAGUAUCUGUUCACUCUGCCAGGCUUUAGAGAGACAAACAGUAAGACAAUUAUUCCUGUAUCUUCUUCCACUCUUGAAUGAGUUCUUUGAAAAUCAGUGGAUUGAUGUAGGAGUUUGUGGGGGCACUUAUUGUGCUGGUCCUCUUGGCAAGAAAGGGUGGUGUUUUUCAAUUCAAAAUGGAAGAAUGUGUAAUACAGUAUUUGCUUUCAAUAUUUUCAUCAAAACCUUGCUCUGUGACUUACCCAUUUUUGAACCCUGAUUUCUGUAUGACACCUAAUUACUAAAUUACUGUGAUGGGCCUACAGAGAAUUUCAUUUCUGGUUUGUAGAGGGCUAGUAAAGGAAGGGACAGGCAGGUAUUAUUGAGGCUGUGUUGUGUCUUUGGUGCUGGCCUAUUAUGCAUUUGUCUAAGAUCCUGUUCAGUAUGUAGGCUAGAUACAAAAAAUGAAUAUGCAUCUAGAAUAUAAUCAUGACAGUAAGAGUACUUCUUUUGUGUCAUUUGUCUGACCUGUCUGAUCCUGUGUAUCACCUAAAGGUGAUUAGCUGUUACAGAAUGUUGUGACCAAACUAUCUACUGCUAGAAUUACUUAUCUGUGUAUUGGCAACAGAAUAGCAUCUGUAAUUUUGCUUUCUUUUUGAGACUCCAGGCAGUGUAUUUGCUCAUUAUUCUGCAAAUGUGUAGCUGAAGGUACUUAACACAUACUGAAUAUUUUAUUUGUCACUGUGUCACUCAGAUCUUCAGCACGAGUCUUUGUUUUCAGUCGUCUUAACAAAUAGUGCACACUUAACUGCUUAACACUGUAUAGUUAAAAACCAUGUUUAGCACUAGGCUUAGUAUACUAGGUUUUAGUGUAAACAUAGUGAAGUAAAAUUUGAGACAAGUAGUAGUUUUUGCUGUUGUCUGUGAAGGACAAAAAAACCACCAUAACUAGUUUAUCUAUUUUCCCUGACACUGUGCUGAUGUUGCCAUGUGAUAUUGACCUUUAUCAAGAAAUGUAACAAGCAGAUGAAAUAAUCGAGCUCUAUAAUAGGUCUUUAAAAAUUUAGUCACCUUAAACCAACAGUGAUAUGUCACCCACAGGCUGCUUUGUUUUAGUUACCUUAAUAACUUGUAAAUCUUUUUCUUUUUGAGGUGAUCAGGUCCAGAGGUUGCCUCUGUUUAUACUUCACAUGACAACUUAUAGUCAAGUGACAAUUUUCGGACUCUAAAGACAUUGAGAUCUCUUUUUGAUUCAAGUGAACACUUCUUUGUUGGCUGGUUAAUGAUGCCUAUCCAUACUUCAGAUUUUAUCUCUUCUAAAAUCUUCACUGAAGUAUUAAACUUUUCAAAAAUUAUUAUUUUCACAUAGCUCUUUAUAGAUCUUAAUAUUUCUGACACUUAUGGAAAUAGACCCAUGCAAAUCAGGGGUAACUGCAGUCUAAAUUUGUGUAUAUCCCACAAAAUGUAAAUGACACAGUUACUUUAUCUUACCUGUAUGAAAUAUUUAAGUCUGACAUGAACUGAAAAGACCUGUACAUUCCUGUGAAUGGGACUUUGACCCACAUCUUAAUUUGCUUCUGCAUACUGUUAAAUAUUCAAUGCUUAUUGUUGACUUUACUGGUAUUUUUGUUGCUAUCUGCACAGUCCAUCUGGUUUGUAUCAUGACCACAUAUUCUAGAUUAUUACAACUAAAUUGUUGAGGUAACUGUGGAGGUCAUUACAGUAUGGUCUGUUGAAUAAUCAACAUUGUGAUAGUUUUCAUGCUAGUGGAGACGAAGACUGUUGUCAGUAAUGGAUUUGACCUGCUGUCGUCUGGCGCUCUUUGUGCUACUUUGUGUCUUGCUUCUGAAGGUCAUCCUGUGUGGAUUAACUGUCCAACAGUGUUUCUUGACUUACACUGUCAACUGUAAAGGAAUUUUAUGUCACUGGUAGUGACUAUCUCGAGUCCUCUUGUCCUUCAGUGGUGACUGGUAUGUCUACACUUUUUCUUUAUUAUGACUUGCUGUACAUUAUCACCCAGCUGUGACUUACCAAAGUCUUUGCCCAGUUGUGACUCUGUGUUUGAAGCAUUUGCAAUGAGUGGUAUUUCUAUAUUUGAAGUGAACUGUCAAUAAUCAGCUCUCACUCUCAGGCUGUGUGUAGUAUACCAUGUCUUUAAAUGGUAUGUUUUGUAGUCAGACCGUGUGUAGACCAUUUUUCUCUUUUCCUUUUAUCCCUUAACUCCUCCUCUGUGUCACUUCCUCACUUUCCCUGGAACAUGUGGGCUGUCCAAAUGAGUGUGUUUAUUAUCAUUACGGUUAUGUUAAGAGUUGUAAAAAUUUGCUUUUUCAUAAGUUGAACAUUUUUGUCCUGCACUAAUUAUUACUGAUAUCAUAAUUCUGGCAAGAAAUAAAAUACUGAGCAUUUG
Molecule: messenger RNA, 11565 nt
Organism: Pomacea canaliculata
Lineage: Eukaryota; Metazoa; Mollusca; Gastropoda; Architaenioglossa; Ampullariidae
Product: rho GTPase-activating protein 26-like
Biological process (GO): signal transduction
Cellular component (GO): cytoplasm
Molecular function (GO): GTPase activator activity; protein binding
Source: RefSeq, a predicted model, not a curated record